This is a messenger RNA of Nannospalax galili (Upper Galilee mountains blind mole rat), 1485 nucleotides long. It is a transcript of the gene Spaar, whose product is annotated as small regulatory polypeptide of amino acid response. The transcript has 2 exons. The record is from RefSeq and is a predicted model, not a curated record. Bases 386 to 613 code for a protein of 75 amino acids. NCBI's taxonomy places the organism in Eukaryota, Metazoa, Chordata, Mammalia, Rodentia, Spalacidae.
CUGGGUCCUCAAUCACAAUUGGUGGAAGGGAUUCAGGAAGUACUCACAGCUGCUUAGACAUCCCGGAGCCAAGUUCCAGGCAGGACCAACAAUAACACUGCAGACUCCAGGGAGGAGAGUCAUGGCCCCCCCAGGGUGGCCACCAGACAAAGAGCCCACAGCACCAGGUACAGCCAGGGCUGGCACUCCUGAAGCCUAGGAAGCUGCCAGUGGAGUUGACCACAGAGGUGCUCAGUGACCUGGGGUGGCACAUCUUUAAAGACCAGGGAAGAGCAUCCAUCCAGCGCAGAGCCCCGGUGAUCAUCAAUAGCCACCGUUUCCGAUGGGACACUAAGGCUCGAGGCCACCUAGGUUGCUGCACUUCACAAGCACCACUCAAGAGACCAUGGAAGCGGCAGUGAUUGGAAUGGUGGCUAUGCUGUUUGUGGUCACCAUUGCCAUCACCUGCAUCCUCUGUUACUUCAGCUAUGACUCGAAGACCCAAGAUCCUCAGAGGGGACCCAGCUACAGCUUCACAGUGGCCACAUUUCACCAGGAAGCAUCUCUCUUCACAGGGCCUGGUAUCCAAACCAGGCCAAUGCCGAAUGCCCAGAACUUCUGGACUGUCACGUGAAGUUAGCAGACCCUCAGGAAUUGCUCUGCUGGUGGCUCAGACCCACCUAGCCCUUCAAUAAGCAUUGUCUAGUGUCCCACUCCUCCCAGGCCUAUAUCUCUGUCCUUUUGUAUCCCAUAAACUUCCUGUCCCCUCCCAUCCUGACUUGCUCUGUCCUCUGUCCUGGAGGGAGCUGAGGUGUUGGGGAUAAGGUGAUUCCCCUCUAAGCUCUGAGAGCUCAGCUGGGUCCUACUCUGAGGUGGGGCUGGGGGGCGUCUAAGGAAGUACGGACAGACACUGCUGUUGUAUACCAGCCAAUGAUGUAACCUCAGCAGAAUUUCGCAUCAACAGGGUGCCCUUGAAACAGAUUCUGUUUGCCACCCGAGGAAGUAGCGCUCUCAAGUGGACAUUUUUCAGGAACGCCUUGUUAUUUGUUAGUAUUUUUAUACUGUGCAGUGCCCAACCCUGAGGCCUGCUCCUGCCAGUUCCCUGAAAUCAGCCCUGAAAUUCUGAAAACAAAAAGCUGCUUUCUGGGAACAAGUGAUUUAUUUUAUAAUUGAGAAUGUAAAUCCUUUUAUGGGUUUUUCCAAAUGUGCUUUGGAAAACCACAAAAGGAAACAGAAGAGAAAAUAAGUCACAGAAAGUACAAGGUGUUUUAUUAACAGGAAAGCCAGCAAAAAAAAGACUUAAAUACGACUUAAACGAGACUUACUUCAUUGCUUUAUUCUAAGGCCUCUUCUAUUCUUAGAGAAUACAAGUGAUUGGUGUCACUUGGGCAUGAUAGAAAAAUCAUGAACUGAAAGAAAAUUCCAAAAAAGUUAAAAUGUUGCUACAUUUCAGAGCAUGUAAAGGAGUUGUUGUUUUUACCACAAAUAAAAGAGACAUUCAAUUUU